Messenger RNA from Gossypium raimondii (Peruvian cotton), 1189 nucleotides. RefSeq names its product universal stress protein PHOS32. The coding region runs from base 207 to 878 and encodes 223 amino acids. Lineage: Eukaryota; Viridiplantae; Streptophyta; Magnoliopsida; Malvales; Malvaceae. The transcript is spliced from 3 exons. The record is from RefSeq and is a predicted model, not a curated record.
AAAAUGGUUCCAAAUUCCUUUCCCACGAGAAAUCUUUUCCUUUCCACAUUUGUUUUUGUCGACUUUGUCUGCUCUCCACAUCCCAGUCUUCAAACUCAAGUUCUUCUCCCCUUUCUCCCCUUCUUUCCCUCUCCUAAACUAACGUCUCAAACCACACUCCCUUUACCUCAAAAGCUCUCUCCUUUUCUUGUUUUUGCGGAAAGAAAAUGAAUCCGGCUGAUAACACUGACCACCCUCAGCUUCCAACUAUCAAGAUCCACCACCCAUCAUCCCCUCACCACCCUACCUCUGCUGCUACCCCCACCCCAACAUCCGGUGCCCGACGUAAGAUCGGGGUAGCCGUCGACCUCUCUGAUGAGUCUGCUUUUGCCGUGCGUUGGGCUGUCCAGAACUACCUCAGACCCGGUGACACCGUCAUCCUUCUCCACGUGUCCCCCACUUCAGUACUCUUUGGAGCUGACUGGGGUCCACUCACUCAAACCCCGCAAAACCCGGAAACCCCACAGUCCCAGAAGCAACUGGAAGACGAUUUCGAUGCCUUCACGGCUUCAAAGGCGGCGGAUUUGGCCAAACCCUUGAAGGAAGCUGGGAUUCACUUCAAGAUUCAUAUAGUCAAAGAUCAUGAUAUGAGGGAAAGAUUGUGUCUUGAGGUGGAGAGGUUGGGGUUGAGUGCUGUUAUAAUGGGGAGUAGAGGGUUUGGAGCUGAGAAAAGAGGGAGUGAUGGGAGGUUGGGAAGUGUUAGUGAUUAUUGCGUGCAUCAUUGUGUUUGUCCUGUCAUUGUUGUUAGGUACCCUGAAGAUAAAGACGGCGGGGAUGCCGCCCCUGUCGUCACUGUUAAGGAGACCGUGGUGGUGGAAAAAGAUGGCAAAGAUGCAUAGCAAAUUCCUGGUAAUUUCAGAUUAUACUAUCAGUACCAGAUAGCAUAGAGAAGGCUCUCAUUCGUGAGGGAUUCACCGGCACGAAGAUACGUCAUUGAAAUGCUUGGUUAAAAGAUGUUGGGUUUUUUCCCCUGCUUUCAUCUCUUCUUUGUAUUAAGUCUAUGUAUUGAUGAUGUUUAUUGUAUGGUUGGUGAGGUUCUUGAUUUCGAUUUUAAUGGUGCUCGAGGCUUUACUGCAAUGUGAGAUACUGUAAGAUGACAUUGGUGUCGAUAUUUGGUUUCGGUUUUAUGAGGUAUUCAUGUUUUCUUUGA